This is a messenger RNA of Talaromyces atroroseus, 2148 nucleotides long. RefSeq lists its product as hypothetical. NCBI's taxonomy places the organism in Eukaryota, Fungi, Ascomycota, Eurotiomycetes, Eurotiales, Trichocomaceae. Gene Ontology annotation, biological process: DNA-templated transcription. The transcript is spliced from 5 exons. Gene Ontology annotation, cellular component: nucleus. The record is from RefSeq and is a predicted model, not a curated record. The coding region runs from base 1 to 2148 and encodes 715 amino acids. Gene Ontology annotation, molecular function: DNA binding; zinc ion binding.
AUGGAUCCAGCAAGCAAGCAAGCAUCAAUGUUUAAAGAUAGUAAACGCAACAGACGACCGACGUCCUGCGAGCAGUGUCGUCUUCGAAAAUAUGCAAACAAUGCAAUCCGGCAUCGCAAGGCUGCAAAGGGCAGCAGCAGCAGCAGCAGCAACGCUAGCAACAGUAAUGUUGGCGAGCGGCUACAAAGAGUCGAAAACCUGGUUUUCGAGCUUGUUAAUGGAGGUGGGGGAGGUAUCAUGGAUUUGUCUAAUGGAGACCAUGAUGUAUUCGUUGAUCACGGCAGCCAGGUAGGCAGGACAAGAAACCAUGGCCAUGGUGGCGCGUCUCGAAUAGAGACGACCGCCACUCACGGGGAUGAUAUGGGAAAAUCAUUUCUGCAUCGGCCCACGGAGCAGUCAACACACUGGCUUGCGAUCUUGGACGAUAUCAAGGAGGUCAGAGAGCAGCUGUCUCAGUCGGAAAUCUUCACGCCGGAAGACAACGACAUGAAUAAUGAGCAAGCAGAAGAGGAACUCGACUUGGCUUUGGGGCCCAUGGAGCUACCGAAAUUUCAGGAUAUCAUUCAGUCUUUACCACCACGGCCGAUAUGUGAUAAAAUUCUCGCGCAAUAUUUCAAUUCGUCUUUGAUUCUGCCUAUCAUCCAUCCAACCAAGUUUCUAAAUGAGUAUGAGAAAUUCUGGCAUAACCCGGCAAGGGCACCAGUCUUGUGGGUUGGCGUUUUAUUCUCCAUCCUCACUCUUGCACUUGCCAUAAACCAAUCGACGGGUGAAGGAACAAUAGACGUUGGCAGCCAAGCUACACUUUCAGUUAGAAUGCUUCGAAACAGGACUGCACAAUGUCUCAUGAUGGGAAACUAUACUAACGCUACUUCAUACGCCGUGGAGGCCAUGGUAUUGCUCUUUCUCGGCAAGUAUGUUGGAAAAUCAGACUCCAGCUUUGAUAGUUGGUUUCUCAUGGGCAACAUUAUCCGUCUCGCAAUGCGGAUGGGUUACCACCGAGACCCGAAAUAUCGCCGGGACAUUUCACUUUUUGAGGGUGAGAUGCGAAGAAGGCGCUGGCAUGCUAUACUCCAGCUUGAUUUGUUGCUCUCUUUUCAGAUGGGUAUGCCCAGCAUGAUUCCGGUCGAUUGCUCCGAUACCGAGCUGCCCAGAAACUUCAAAGACUCGGAUAUCUACCCCAACGUCGACUCUCUGCCAAGUCCUCGACCGCUCUCGGAUCAUACUCCGGUGUUGUACACCAUUGUGAAGGGUGGGAUAAUGAAUGUGUUUAGGAAGGUUAUUGCACACACUCAAUCAUCUAUUACAUGGCCCCCUCCCUACCCGAGGACAAUCGAGCUAGACAACAAGUUGCGAGAAACUUAUGCGGGGAUCCCAGACGAUUUCAAGAUGAAACCCAUCAAACAAUCAAUUAUAGACUCAUCGAGCAUGAUCAUAAACCGAUGCACGGUCGAACUCCUCUUCCUGAAAGGGAUCAUGGUCCUGCACCGACGAUAUCUAAACACGGAACGAUUUGACGCACAGUACGACUAUUCAAGACGCGCUUGCGUCGAUGCAGCGCUGACUAUCCUGUCGCGGCAGGCAGACCUCCACGAAGCAACGCAACCACAUGGUCGGUUGUACGAGGAUCGAUGGAUGGUGUCGUCGUUGACUGCACAUGACUUCCUUCUGGCCUCGAUGGUGAUCUGUCUGGAAUUGUCUUUGCUCAUUCGAUCGCCAAACAACCUCGUAGAUAGUUCUCCGUCGUUGAUAAACUCGCCGAGUCGCUUUGGCAAACUACUAGAUGCCUUGCUCGACUCGCAACGUAUCUGGGCGUCGAAGAGUGCGUACUCGAAGGAGGCGCGUACCGCAUCGCUGACGUUGCAGCUUAUGCUAGAGAAAGUGCAGGGCAGUAGCAGUCCUUAUUCUCUGACAAAUGGCAGCACAAAUGAUCCGAUGAGUACAAAAUCGUCUUCAGAUGAUGCGAUGACCUACGCCAAUAUCGGCGACGGAGAGCUGCCCUUCGCCGGGACCAUGACAGACAUGAUUGAUGGCUCCGAGAACCUCGAUUGGGCAAUACUCGAUCAAUAUCUCCAGAAUACGGGGUCUCUUAUGACGCCGUUGGACAUGCCUGACGAUGGAUGGGAUUUACUUAAUAUGGACUCUUGUUAA